Toxotes jaculatrix (banded archerfish) is the source of this 1214-nucleotide messenger RNA. It is a transcript of the gene mnat1, whose product is annotated as MNAT1 component of CDK activating kinase. The transcript is spliced from 8 exons. Gene Ontology annotation, cellular component: transcription factor TFIIH holo complex. NCBI's taxonomy places the organism in Eukaryota, Metazoa, Chordata, Actinopteri, Toxotidae. The record is from RefSeq and is a predicted model, not a curated record. Gene Ontology annotation, molecular function: cyclin-dependent protein serine/threonine kinase activator activity. Gene Ontology annotation, biological process: positive regulation of cyclin-dependent protein serine/threonine kinase activity; regulation of transcription by RNA polymerase II; nucleotide-excision repair. Bases 86 to 1021 code for a protein of 311 amino acids.
GGUUCGCCUCCUGGAAAGUGACAGAAGGAGCUGCAGGCUGUUGACAUUUUUCUCUGGCUCGUUAUUUUGUGUUGCUCGCGCAGAAAUGGACGACCAGGGGUGUCCGAGGUGCAAAACAACCAAGUACAGGAAUCCGUCGCUGAAGCUGAUGGUGAACGUCUGCGGCCACACGCUAUGCGAGAACUGUGUAGAGAUGCUGUUUGUGCGCGGCUCGGGCAACUGUGUGCAGUGCGACACGCCCCUGAGGAAGAGCAACUUCCGCGUGCAGCUUUUCGAAGACCCGACCGUAGAUAAGGAAGUGGAGAUCCGCAAGAAGGUGCUGAAGAUAUACAACAAGAGGGAUUUUGAUUUCCCCAGUCUGAGAGAGUAUAACGACUACCUGGAGCAAGUGGAGGACAUAGUGUAUAACCUGACAAACAACGUUGACGUGGAGAAUACCAAGCUGAGGAUGGAGCAGUACCAGAGGGAGAACAGAGAUCUCAUCCAGAGGAAUAAGGCUACACUUACCCGAGAACAGGAGGAGCUGGAGGAGCUUCUGUUGCUGGAGCAGCAGGGAAAUGAGCAGCGGAGACUGGAGGCACUGCAGGAGGAGCAGAGGCAGCUCCAGGCCAAGAAGAAGAACAAGCAGGCUCUGCUGGAUGAACUGGAGCAGUCUAAACUUCCUGCCACCAUCUUGCUUGCCCAACACAAGGUCCGUGCUGCCCAGCUGGAGACCGAGAUAGAACAGCAGAAGCAGGCGAUCAAACCUACUAAUAUAUUUUCAACUGGAAUCCAUAUGCGUCAGACAGUCUCUCUCAUGGCUGUGCCCAAGAUAGAGGAAGUCCUGUACCACUACAAGCCUCUUCAAGUUGAAACCUACGGACCUCCAGUGCCUGAAUUGGAGCAUCUGGGUAGACUCGGGUAUCUGAACCAUGUGCGAGCCGCCAUGCCUCAGGACACAGCUGGAGGAUACACCUCGGCUUUAGCGUGUCAUCGAGCCAUCCAGGAUGCUUUCAGUGGGCUGUUCCCUCCAAAAGGCUAAACCCAUACAGGAGUUACAACAGCUACUGGAUAGAAAUGUGACUGAAUGGACUAUACCGGUAAAUACUCCCCUGAUACCACUAUGGAGAGCUGCUGUGGUGGGAAGUGAUCUGACUCAUUUUUGGUCGACAUGUACAUGACUUUUUAUAUUUUUGUGGUAAUUUUAUAUUUAAAUAAAUCACAAUGAACACUGA